GACUGCAGUGGGGCAUGCAAGUCUAAAUUUGGACAAGAUACAAUUAGCAGAUGUGACCGCGACGGUGGUAAAGGAACAUGUAUUUGCAGUUAUCCUUGUUCAACUGAAAAACCCCAUAUCUGAAGUCAGCAUUUUUUCAAUUUCUAUAAAGUAUAUAAUUAAAAAUUAAUAAAGUCAAAAUCUUAAGUGUUCUGGUUUUU
Messenger RNA from Camelina sativa (false flax), 200 nucleotides. The record is from RefSeq and is a predicted model, not a curated record. Lineage: Eukaryota; Viridiplantae; Streptophyta; Magnoliopsida; Brassicales; Brassicaceae.